UCAAAAUUCUUAAUUUUUUUUUCAGAUUUGUCCAUGAUUACUGGAUGAUGCUAUUAUGUAAAUCGGCUUGCAGACAUAAAUCGCAGAUACGAGUCGUACGAGAAAAACACGAAGGACAACCUGUUUGCACUCAAUCAAUAAUGAGAAUCGGAAAUGGUCACUGAGAGAGAGAGAGAGAGAGAGACCACUGACCACCACUGACCUUGAGUGAUGUUCCCACUCAAAUGAAAAAAAUGUUGAAUUCCCAAGCUGAUAUACAAGUGAAAGGAUCAUCGAAUAAACAUGCUAUAAUAUCUUAUCUCUUUUAAAUUCAUCGCCAUUCUCUAUUAAAGGGAUUGCAGUGUCACAGUUUCAAUUUUCCACUCUGUUUUUCAAUUUAAUAAAAUCUCAAAUUUCUUGGUGUAUAUAUUACAUGAAUCUUCUUCAAUCAUUAUACUAUAUAAUUUUAAUUUACCAACAAUGAGAUUAAACUUUUUCUUGUACAUGUAGACAACUAUUUCAUAAAAAUCUCUGAAUCAAAAGUACACAGGACUUUUGAUUAGACGACAAUUCUAAUUGAAAUUAUCACAUUCUCAAUUAAGUACUGAACCAGCAAGCUUCCAGUUAUGUUGUAAACUUCCCUCUUCCACUCUACAGGUGGUUUGUUAAAAGCAUAAUACGAUAGAUAAAAAUAGAGUUGCUUCCCACAUCAUUGCCACGAUACUCUGGUGGCAAAGAAUAAGGAAAAUAAACUUGUCCGAUUCUAGAGAUGUUUCGAUUCACCAAUCAGAAUGAAAAUAUUAAAGGAUUUCUUUGUCCUGAGGUGUUCACGAUUUAAAAUCCAUAUUAGACUGACACUGAAGAUUUAAAAUGUGAUCAAUCAGAAAAGAAACUUUAGUUCCUUUUAUUCUGAUUAGUCAAAUUCCAUUUUUCAAUCUUCAAUGUGUCUGGAGUGAGUUUUUGUGUUAGGUGUCUGUAUUUUGUAUCUGUGAUGAAAGAAAGAACAUUAUUCGGAAACCCCCUACUUACGAUCAAGCACGUGUUUAUACUUGUUAUAUAUAUAUAACACGAUUUUCAAAUUUCAAGUUCAAAUAAAGGAAAUUUUUAUUAUUGACGUAACAUCGUGUGUAAUAUUAAUAAUGUUGGCGAUUAUAGAAUAUCUCAUUAAACAGCGGAUGCAUGAACCAUCUCAAUUUGGUGUAGUUAAGAAUAACGAAACUGUAAUUGUUAACGAGAAGUUUCGAGAAGUUUUAAAAUUAUCGUUUGAAGUAAAAGCUUUUCGUGAAAUAAAUCAACUUCCUAAAAAGAAAAAGAAAAAUAUUAAAAAGACAGAAGUUAAGAUGGAUAACUUGUUUGAAAAUUUAACCAGUUCAACAGACACAACAUUCGAUGAUAUUAUAGUUCUUGCAAUAGCUUAUAUGAAUGUGGGUCUAAUGUAUGUUGCUUGUACAGAAGAGACACAAUUAUGUGUUAGUAAGAAUUAUUUCAUGAAAUGUAACGAGCUGUUAAAAGGAAAAGAGCUGGAGCGGAAAGCUAUUUUGACUGCUAUAAGAGUACGUCAUGAAUUAAGGUUGGUUUUUAAUAAAUUAAAGAAAACAGAGGAAUCUGAUCUAUUCUUAGAUCAAGCAUUGGAACUCUAUUUAAAAUACACAAAGGAAGAAAAUAAGUAUCCGGAUCCUAUUAAUGUACCAACCAUUCUUGGUAUUGAAGAUGAAGAAAAUUUUCUGCUUUCACUAGAGCAACUUCAUUUAAUGACUGUAGAUUAUUUAGUAAACCAAUAUCAUAAAUCGCCUGGAAAUAAGGAGAAAUUGAUUAUAUAUAUACAUACUUUAUUGAACAAACAACUAUUUGAAGCAUUGCAGUUUUUAGAUAUAGAGUGUUAUUAUUGGGCUUUAGCAUCAUGUGAUAUAACCCAGUACUUCAUAUUAAAGCAUCGUUUCACUGAAGCAAAACAUCAUCUUGCUGCAGCUGAUUAUAUGAUGGAAAGACUUUAUAAAGACAAAUUGAUAGAGGCCAAGACUCGUUCGGAAUCUCUAUAUACUUCAAUGCUUAGUAAAUAUCAACAUGCUCGAGCUACUAUUGCUAGAUACUGGAGUUUCUAUGGAAUUACGCUUUUACGUUCAUCAAAAGAAAGAUUAUGUCGAAUAAAUAAUAAAUGUUGCAAAAUAGAUGGAAGAUUAGAAUCCCUUACAAAUUCGAAGAAGGAAUCUGAGAAUCUUUUAUUAUUUCCUGACUUAGAAAAAGAUCUAGAAUGUAUUACUAGUAAGAUUCCAGAUACAUAUGUGUUAAAUCUUGAUGAAGCUAAAGUAGUUUUUGUGAGUGUUUUGAGAUGGCUUGAUACAGCAAGAUCAUAUUUUACCAUAGAAAAGCAGAUGAUACAACAUGGAAGAAUAAUAAUAGAAAUUUCCAAAGCGUACAAAUAUUUUGCAUAUUAUGAACAAUGCAAAUUCAAACAGAUAAAACUAUAUAAACUACAAGUAGAAAUUUUGGAGAAUGCUAUUAAGCAAUUACAUCUACAUGCUAAAACAAAUGAAGAACAGGAAAUUUGCAAACAUAUUCACUUUGAUUUAGGAAUCGCUUAUUCUGCUUUUUUGGAUAUAAAGUGUGAGAAAAUGCAUGACAAUACAGCUCUAAACUUUGAAGAUCUAAAUACAGAAGUUAAGCAAAUAGUUGAAAAUGCUGUAACACAAUUUAAAUCAUAUUUAAAUCAUUAGAUUAAAUCAUAUUUUAAAACAUA
Nylanderia fulva is the source of this 2716-nucleotide messenger RNA. RefSeq names its product KIF-binding protein-like. Lineage: Eukaryota; Metazoa; Arthropoda; Insecta; Hymenoptera; Formicidae. The record is from RefSeq and is a predicted model, not a curated record. Gene Ontology annotation, biological process: central nervous system projection neuron axonogenesis; microtubule cytoskeleton organization; neuron projection maintenance.